CUGGGCCGAAAUCUAUUCUGAUUUCCGAACUUGAACUACCCAAUACCUGCCGCUUUCCCUUUUUCUCUAGAGAACAGCGCAGCGACAGUCUUCAUCGGUUCCUUCCUCCCCCUGCCCCACACAGCAGCGCCGGCGCGGCUGCUUCCCCUCCGUCCUCGACAGCUCCUGCUUCACAGGCGCAGCCACACAAAACGCACCGCCUCCUCUCUCCCUUCUUCCCCUUCGCCGCCAGCGGCAUCGCCCGCCGACUGCGCUGCGCCUCGGCCUCCCCUCGUCGCCGCAACGCCACCCCGCCACCCCUAUUGCUUAAUAGUUCGCUUACUCAUCAAGCAUUUUCUGAUUUUUGUAUAUACGAAGCAGUCGAUCCCUCACUGAUUGAAUUUUGGAAAAAGAAAAAGGAACCGACCGAAACCGAUCGGUUUUGGCCGGUUCGGUUUAGGUUGGUUUUUCAGUUUGAUUCAGUUGGUUCGGUGCCUGUUUCUAUCGGUUCGGUUUCGGUUUCGGUUUUCUUAAAUUAGUGUCGAUCGAUUCGGUUUUGAACAGAUGCAUAUGCCUAUUCUCCACACAGCAAAACCCAAGGGAAAAUAGUCGAAGAAUUCUGUUCAUUGUUCGAAUGGGGAAAAAUUAACAAACCGAUAGUACGUAAUGCGAUUAACGCAUCAUUGUCGAAUAGGAUUUUCAUCAAUCUUAUCGCAAGAUUCAUGGUCUCAUAGCCGGUUUCUCUAUUCAGCCAAACAAUCGUAUGAUUUUCAUUAUACGGAGGAGGUCUUGGCGUCCCAUAUCGCGCCGCUUCUAGAACAUAAGAAUUCCUCUCAUUCUCUUCAACUAACGCAGCAAAUACACGCCCAAUUUACAGUUAAUGGGCUCCUCAACAAGGGUAUUCUGGGGACGAGGAUUCUGGGCGUGUACAUCACGUGCAACAAUUAUUUCGAUGCUAAGAAACUAUUUUGGCAGCUUAAUCUGCGCUAUGCGUCCCCUUGGAAUUGGAUGAUUAGAGGGUUUACGCAGAUGGGUCGUUAUGAUUAUGGGGUAUUGUUUUAUUUCAAGAUGCUCAGUUACGGUACCAAUCCUGAUAAAUACACUUUCCCUUAUCUGAUUAAAGCUUGCGGUGGUCUGCGUGCUGUUGAUUUAGUGAAAUAUGUUCAUGGGAUGAUAAAAGAUUUGGGAUUUGAGCUGGAUGUCUAUGUGGGUAGUGCUUUGGUCAACUUCUAUACUGAGAAUGAUUGUUUGGAUAAUGCGCGGAACGUGUUUGAUAAAUUGCCUCAAAGGGAUGUUGUGUUGUGGAAUGGGAUGCUUAAUGGUUAUUUGAAAUUCGAAGGUCUUGAAGGUAAUUUGAUUGGCUUGUUUGAGCAAAUGAGGAAAGGUGAAGUGGAGCCCAAUGCUGUGACUUAUACUUGUAUUCUCAAACUAUGUGGCUUGAAAUCAAUGUUGAAGUUGGGAGCUCAGGUUCAUGGUUUGGUCAUGAGGUGUGGCUUGGAUAUGCAGCCUUCAGUAGCCAACACCUUGGUCGCGUUGUAUGCAAAGUGCUGUUGCCUUUCUGAUGCGCGGAAGCUGUUUGAGCUCGUUGAGCAAGCUAAUCUUGUCACCUGGAACACUAUGAUUGGUGGGUUUGUUCAGAACGGCUUCAUGAACGAGGCUCUGGAUUUGUUUCGAGGAUUGAUGUGCUCAGAUGUCAAACCAGACUCAGUAACUUUUGCAAGCUUGCUCCCUUUGGUUCCUGAAUUAAACCAUCUGAAUCUGGGGAAGGAAAUUCACUGCUACAUUGUCAGAAACGCGGUCUGUGUUGAUUUGUUCUUGACGAAUGCUCUUAUAGAUAUGUAUUUCAAGUGCAAAGAUGCGGAUAUGGCGCGCAAGGUCUUUGAACAGAGCUCCGCUAUGGACAUUGUCAUCUGCACUGCAAUGAUCUCAGGGCUUGCUCUCAAUGGGAUGAACGGUGAUGCUUUGGAAAUUUUCCGAUGCUUGGUUAGUAAGAAGAUGGCGCCCAAUGCUGUCACGUUUGCAAGCACUCUACCGGCUUGUGCAGGCUUGACAGCCUUGGCAUUAGGUAAAGAGCUGCACGGUAACAUUAUUAGGAGAGGGCUCGAAGGAAGGUGUUACAUUGGAAGCGCGUUAACUGACAUGUAUGCUAAAUGUGGAAGGCUAGAUCUUGGGCAUCGAGUGUUUGUUAGGACCCAAGAACGCGAUUCUGUCUGUUGGAACUCGAUUAUCAUGAACUGCAGCCAGAAUGGGAAACCGGAAGUGGCCAUGGAGAUUUUCCGCGACAUGGGAUUGGAAGGAGCCAGUUACGACUGUGUCAGCAUAUCAGCAGCGCUCUCUGCUUGUGCAAGUUUGUCGUCUCUGCGCCAUGGGAAAGAGCUGCAUGGUUUCAUGGUGAGAGGUGGAUUUGACUUGGAUCUCUUUGCUAGUAGUGCGUUGAUAGAUGUGUAUGCUAAAUGUGGCAACUUGGAGUUGGCGCAGCGUGUUUUUGAUGUGAUGGAGUCGAGAAAUGAGGUGUCUUGGAACAGCAUCAUCGCUGCUUAUGGCAAUCACGGCCAUCUACACCAAUGCUUGGCCCUGUUCAAUGCAAUGGAAGGCGAGGGGUACGAGCCUGAUUCAGUGACGUUUCUUGCAAUAAUGUCUGCUUGUGGCCACACAGGGGAAGUUGAACAAGGCAAGCGCUACUUCAACUUGAUGAUCCAAGAAUACGAAAUCCCGGCAAGGAGGGAGCAUUACGCAUGCUUGAUUGAUAUGUUGGGCCGUGCAGGCCGUGUGGGGGAAGCCUUGAAAGUGAUGGGAGCCAUGCCUUUUAGUCCAGACGCGGGCGUGUGGGGAGCACUACUCGGUGCCUGCAGAAUCCAUGGCGAAGUUGAGCUGGCAGAAGUGGCCUCGGAGCAUCUUUUCCGGCUGGACCCACAGAACUCCGGCUACUACAUGCUGCUGUCGAAUUUACAUGCGGAUUCGGGAACAUGGGGCAGGGUUGAUGAGAUUCGCGGCAUCAUGAAAGAAAGAGGAGUGCAGAAAAUACCAGGUUACAGCUGGAUUCAAGUCAACAACUUCAACCAUGUGUUUGCAGCUGCAGAUAAGAAUCACCCACAUGCUAGUCAGAUUUAUUGCUUACUCGAUCAUCUUCUAGUGGAGCUCCAGGAUGAAGGAUAUUUUGUUCCAUUUUUGAAGUUUGAAUUGUAAAGAUUGUUUGAUCAUGAGUUAAGCUGAAGAAGUUUUUAUUGAUCUGCAGCUGCACUCAUGUUUUUUGUUCUCAAUUGGCAAUACUUGUUCCACAACAACAAUUUUAAAA
Molecule: messenger RNA, 3274 nt
Organism: Salvia miltiorrhiza (redroot sage)
Lineage: Eukaryota; Viridiplantae; Streptophyta; Magnoliopsida; Lamiales; Lamiaceae
Product: pentatricopeptide repeat-containing protein At4g21300
Exons: 2
Coding region: 646-3165 (839 amino acids)
Biological process (GO): RNA modification
Molecular function (GO): protein binding; RNA binding
Source: RefSeq, a predicted model, not a curated record